Phaethon lepturus (White-tailed tropicbird) is the source of this 859-nucleotide messenger RNA. RefSeq names its product pecanex-like protein 2. NCBI's taxonomy places the organism in Eukaryota, Metazoa, Chordata, Aves, Phaethontiformes, Phaethontidae. The transcript has 4 exons. The coding region runs from base 97 to 813 and encodes 238 amino acids. The record is from RefSeq and is a predicted model, not a curated record.
GCAGUAAAAGAACACAGCAACCCAGCAAAUACUCCUUUAGAAACUAACACUUGUUCAGAUCCAAAUCAGGAGAAUGCUUCUGAAAGUGUCCAGACCAUGGAUUUAACUCCUAAGGAAGACCUGCAGAACCUAGACCCGCAGUCUUGUAGAACUGCUCACGAAAAGAGGCACAUGCGGGUGCUGAGUGUAGACAGUGGGACAGACGUGCUUUUAAGUAAGAAUUUCAUGGAGGUAUCUGACAAAGAAAAGACCUUACCAACUUCUAAAUCAGAUCUAGAAGCUAAAGAAGGACAGGUGCCCAAUGAAUCUAACUUUCUAGAGUUUGUCUCCCUCCUGGAAUCCAUUAAUACCUCAAAGAUGAAGACAUCUAAUCAAGCCACUGUCAAAAUGGAGAUGACAAAGGAAAAUGGGCUUGUUGGAGAUAGCCAGACGACAGAGAGAAAAGAAGAAAUGGUGGGAACAGAAAAGCACUGUGAGCAACUUCCUAAACAGGAAAGAUCAGAUGUGCAAAGCCAAGAUCGUGCUAGUACUAGUCCAGUGCUACCAGAGUCUGCCAAAUUUGCAGCACUUUACCAGGGCAACAGGCAAAGGCAGAUAAUCUACCGGGUAACUUCUCAGCAAGACAGCUCUGUCUUGCAAGUAAUAAGCGGACCUGAGGCAUCUGUGCAAGAUGAGCUAUCCGUGGAUGCAAUGCACGUGUUCAUAGAUGAAAAUGGGGAAAUUAGAUCCUGUUAUUUAAAGGCUGGCUGUCAGAAGGAAGGAAGUUUUCGACAUCAGCUAUCAAAUUGUGAUUGUAUUUCAAAUGCUCAGUAAGUAAGCCCUUAUUGCUAGAAAUGUUAAGAGUUUUCAUUGCUAGAAG